CUCUCUCUCUCUCUCUCUCUUUUAUGUUUUGCUGUACAUGUUGUAUGAUUGUGUGUUGUUGUUUUUAUUUUUAGUUAGGAAAAGACGACAAAAUCAAUGAUUUUAUAAUCAGGAUAUCACUGUGGCACCAGCAGCAGCUAAUGGGGGACGUGUUCUUAGGACAGAUACACUUAUCACUCUCCUCAUUAUCACUCACUGGACCACACCCACCUCGCUCCUACCAGGCCUGGUACAGUCUCCGCCCCGGGUCAGAGUACAGUCCGCUAAAGAUUGGAUCAAUGAGAUUAUUACUAAUAUACCAUGAGGACUAUAUACUCACAUCAACCACUUAUCAACCACUACUGAACCUACUAGUGAACUCCAUCACUGAACCGGAUUUUCAAGAUACCUCAUUGUGUAUACUGAAUGAAGUGAGUAAGGACAGAUCAGCAAUGGGUCUCUGUAUAGUCAAUCUAUUCCUCCAACUCAAUAAAUUUGAGGAGUUAGCUCAUAGACUGAUUACAGUUGAAGUUACCUCCACCAGUGAUCCUAAUACAUUGUUUCGUGGUAAUUCUGUGGCCAGUAAAGUGAUUGAUGAGUUUAUGAAAGUUGUUGGACAAACUUAUCUACACAGGACACUGCAGCCUUGCAUUGAUGAGAUUUUUGAAGUGAAGAGGUCGUGUGAAAUUGAUCAGUCGAAAUUAUCUGAAGGAGAAAAUAUUGACCUUAACAUGACUAAUUUAUUAUUUUUUGUUGAGAAGCUCAUGAGUGCCAUUACUAGUUCUGCCCGUUCCUGUCCCUCAGUUAUGAAGAGAAUAUUUCAUUUAUUACGAACACUAUCAGUCAAACAAUUCCCUGAGUUUGAAGAUGAAGUCCGAUUCACAUCGAUAAGUGGGUUUAUCUUCUUAAGGUUUUUUGCUCCGGCCAUUUUGAAUCCAAAGCUGUUCGGACUACGACCCGAGAAUCCAGUCAGUACAUGUACACACCGAAAUAAAAUACAUGUACUGUGUAGCAGCUGGUGGAAUUUGGAAGGGAAGAAAAAUCAGACUGUCUCAAGGACUUUGCUUCUCAUUUCUAAAACUAUUCAAAAUUUAGGAAAUGUCGGAGCAAGAGUAAAUAAAUAAAUUAAAUUAAUUUU
Messenger RNA from Amphimedon queenslandica, 1117 nucleotides. Its product is annotated as ras GTPase-activating protein 3-like. NCBI's taxonomy places the organism in Eukaryota, Metazoa, Porifera, Demospongiae, Haplosclerida, Niphatidae. The transcript is spliced from 9 exons. The record is from RefSeq and is a predicted model, not a curated record. Bases 141 to 1103 code for a protein of 320 amino acids. Gene Ontology annotation, biological process: regulation of GTPase activity.